UCCGCCCGCGCGUCAAAACCCUAGCCGCCAGCCCUGCGCCCACUCUGCCUGGUUCUCCUCCCCGCUCGCUCCAUCCUUUCCCAUGUCGUCGCUCCUCUUCUCCUGUCUCUCAUCGGCUGCCUCCUCUCCUCCCCGCAUCGUUGGCCCCCUCCCUCCUCCUCCCUCCUUUGUCCUCACAGCCGACCAUCUCCGUCACUUGGGCCCCAUGGCAGCGGCCGGGUCUUCCAGCCGGGAUUUAGAUGAGGAAAAGGCAAAAUCGAGCGUCUCGAUGGUGCCAUGACUGAUGCACAGCGACGACUAGCGUCUGUGAGCGCCACACAUGGUGCAGCAGGCUCGGAGGGCAGCGGGUGCGUCAGGCUCGGCAAGCAGCGGGUGCGGUGGUCAAGGCUAGGGGCGCGGAUUGGGGAGAUGCGCACACGAGGAGCGACGGCGACCACGUCUGCCGCCAACACCGAGCUGCCGGAGGGGAAAGAGCAGAGGAUCCGAGAGGCGAAGCAACCGGGGGAGCCGGAGAACACGACCCCUGUCCUAUGUACGGCCAUAUCCCCCACGGAUUCUACAAGGACCAGAUGCAAGGUUUCUUUCAGGAGCUUGGGGCUAUUAAGAAGAGGGUCAGUAUUGUCUGGAACCGCAAGAUGAAGUUGGUGGUUCAUGGAGACCCAAGGUGCACUGACAGAAGAUAUCAGAGGAGCAGAGGAAAAUGCAAGUGUGUAUGCGUGUGUGUGAAAAAUUAUUGCCUUAACUCAAGAUCAGCUCUUCGUUCUUUCAAGCGCUAUGUUGCUUACUCAAAUGUUUGUGGCGAUUUCGUUGUUGGCUGGAAGACAUCUUCAAUACGCCGUCAACACGAGCUUCCCAAGAUGAUCACUCUAUCGGAAGUAACACUCAAAAGCCUGAAUAGAAUUCCUUGGGAAAGGGUAGAUGUUAGCUUCAAGAGAAGUAGACAAUGGAUUUUUGCCCAUAGCACCAUUCAGGUAUGUUAUGAACCCCAUUACCUUGGUAAUAGUUUUCCUGGUGUUACUUAAUUAUCCCCUGGUAUAUUCUGUUGUCUCCAUACAUGUUAAUCUGAUAACAUAUACAAAGGCUGUGUAGGUAAUGGCAUAGCAGAUUUUAGUUUCAUGAUCUUACUUAAAUGUAGUUCUGGCGAUAGAUAGCUUUACACUAUCCGUCAUGUGCAUGGCUGUCGAAGUACAUCAUCGUUAUGAUGUGUAUGGUUUCUCUAU
Triticum aestivum (bread wheat) is the source of this 1220-nucleotide messenger RNA. RefSeq lists its product as uncharacterized. The record is from RefSeq and is a predicted model, not a curated record. The coding region runs from base 531 to 1022 and encodes 163 amino acids. Gene Ontology annotation, biological process: lipid metabolic process. NCBI's taxonomy places the organism in Eukaryota, Viridiplantae, Streptophyta, Magnoliopsida, Poales, Poaceae. The transcript has 8 exons.